This is a messenger RNA of Letharia lupina, 2814 nucleotides long. RefSeq lists its product as uncharacterized. Bases 1 to 2814 code for a protein of 937 amino acids. NCBI's taxonomy places the organism in Eukaryota, Fungi, Ascomycota, Lecanoromycetes, Lecanorales, Parmeliaceae. The record is from RefSeq and is a predicted model, not a curated record. The transcript is spliced from 5 exons.
AUGCGCUUAACAGCCAUCUCUGCCCUCUUUGGCCUUCUGGCUGUUCAGCAGGCUGCAGCCGGAGCGCCUGGCUCGGAUUGGCAAUGUGCUCCGGGUUUCCCUAUUUGUUCAAAAUCUACCAACCAGUGUAGCAACCCGCAGAAGGGUGGUAUCAGUUGCGCCGAAGAGUCCCAGCCAACAUCGGGCUCUUGUACCGGCGUUCAGGGAAUGGGUGUCCAAAAUGGAAAUUACGGCCAGAUGAAAUGCAACAGCAACAGCAAGAGAAGCCUUUUCCCGCGUGGAGGAGGUAGCUCUGCGGGCUCGACCGAUCAGAAAUGUAUCAUGCAAACCUGCGGCACAACAAAAGGCAGCGGUAUCACAGUCAACAAGGGAUCUGGCUCGCAGUACUCAUGUACUUCCCACCAAAUCGUAGUCGAACAACCCACUAUUGUUCAGAUAACCCACUACAACGAAAUCAGCGGCCUCAGCUGCUCAUACCACCAGUUGUGCAAUGCCAACGAGGUCACAACCAUGAACAACGCCAAUUGUGGUCAAAGUGACUACCAUGAGGUCUGCGUUCACCCUAGUUCCCCAUCGGGACCCCAGGUACCUAUCGGCAUUGUGGCAAUGAACUUCCAAUGCACGCCGGCCCAAUCGUCAAGCUGCUCUGCUCCUGCAUCGAGCAGCACACCGGUACUUGUUCCCUCCAAGCCGGUCAGCCCUCCUCUCUCCACUGCUCCCAAGGUUUCGCCUUCUGUUACUCCUUCUGCAUUCUCGCCAAUUGAGUCUGGAACGACUUCUUCGCCUGUCGUCUCGCCAUCUUCUACUCCUUCGCUCAGUGAAUCUGGAACGACUUCGCCAGUUGUCACGCCAUCCUCAAAUUCUUCUUCGCCAGUCGUCACGCCAUCGUCGACUUCUUCGCCUGUCGUCUCGCCAUCUUCGACACCUUCGCCAUCGGUUACUCCGUCUUCGCCAUCUCUGAUUGAGUCAGCUACUUCCACGACUUCAGUGCCGAUCGAAACCGAGUACACUAGCUUGACCACCUACACCACAGUGACGAGCUGCCCAGUGACCUCCACGACUGUUGUCAGCGGUAGCACUUCCAUCAUCGUCAAGACCAGCUUGAUCACCAGCACAAUUACUACCUGCACACGCUGCGCAGAGAAGACUUCCUCUUCCACCCCAAUUGAACAGGGAAGCACCACACCAGCUCCAAGUCCAUCAAGCCCUGUCGUACCAUCGCCACCAGCUCCAAGUCCAUCAAGCCCUGCCGUACCAUCGCCACCUGCUCCAAGUCCAUCAAGCCCUGCCGUACCAUCGCCACCUGCUCCCACGACCACUACGCCUGGCUCUCUUCAGGAAGUUGGCACCACCAGCUCUGUACCAUCUCCUCCAAUUGUUUACACAUCAACUCCAGUUGUUAUUACAACCACAACCGAGAUUGUCUUGACCACUUUGACGACCUGCCCAGUCACCAAGACUAUCACCCCUCCUCACCAGACGCCAACAGUGGUCACCACCAGCACCAUUUCAACCGUGAUCAGCACUUCAACCUCCACGAUUACCACCACGACCCUGUCUCCUCCAAUUGUUUACACAUCAACUCCAGUUGUUAUUACAACCACAACCGAGAUUGUCUUGACCACUUUGACGACCUGCCCAGUCACCAAGACUAUCACUCCUCCUCACCAGACGCCAACAGUGGUCACCACCAGCACCAUUUCAACCGUGAUCAGCACUUCAACCUCCACGAUUACCACCACGACCCUGUCUCCUCCAACCUCUUCGCCAAGCCUAGUGGUGCCCGUCCAGUCACCAUCCUCUUCAUCCAGCCCAGUGGUACCACCUGCGCAGCCAUCUCCACCACCCGCCUUCAAGGGUUGUAUCUCAGCAUACUAUGACCUUAAGGGGUGCGGAAGCAACACGGACUACGACUGCUACUGCAAACAGGACGAAGUUACCACCAGCGUGUAUGAAUGUAUCACGAACUAUGAACAAGACGUGGCGCUACAGGCCCAGGCCAUGGCGAGCUACCAGGGUCUUUGCGCUCAAUACAUUCCCCAGCACCCUGCCAUCAUUACCAAAUCCGUGGAGCUCAUCCCUACUCCUGUUUCGACACCCGCUGGAAGCAGCCCAGCCGUCGUCGUAUCUCCAGCUGGAAGCAGCCCAGCCGUCGUCGUAUCUCCAGCCGGAAGCAGCCCAGCCGUCGUCGUAUCACCAGCUGGAAGCAGCCCAGCCGUCGUCGUAUCACCAGCUGGAAGCAGUCCAGCCGUCGUCGUAUCUCCAGCUGGGACUGUGACACCGGCCCCAGCUUCUCCAGUCGAGGCCGGCCAGACCACUACAACCACUGCACCGGUCCCAGGCAGCCCUACCCCGACUCCCGCGCCGUCCAGCAGCGUCCCAUCAACCACAAUCCCGAUCUCCGUCAUCGUCACCGUCCCCUGCUCCGUCGCCGCAGGCCUCGUCGACCAGAUCACCGAUGGUCAGCUCCAGGUCCCAGCCACCGGCGUCAUGGCUCCCGGCUGCACAACCACCUCGCUGCUCUCAACCCAGCUCGCCGUGCCCCAAAUGCACUUCGCGACCUCCGGCAGCAGCGUCGGUCUCGCAGCUGGUACCCCAGCCGCCAACGAGGCUGGUGCGACUGCCUCCUCUGCUGCUUCCCCCGUGGUCGGUGCUGCAGGUGUGGCUGGUGCCUCCGGCAGCGGCUCGGUUCUCGCCUCAACAGUACCAUCGCCCACUGCGACAACCUUCAAGGGUGCGGCCGCCAAGACCUCGCACAGCGGGUUCUUCCUGUCCGUGGUGCUUGCAGCUGUUGGUCUCGUUGUCUACGCCUAA